This is a messenger RNA of Neurospora crassa OR74A, 3214 nucleotides long. RefSeq lists its product as hypothetical. Gene Ontology annotation, cellular component: site of double-strand break. NCBI's taxonomy places the organism in Eukaryota, Fungi, Ascomycota, Sordariomycetes, Sordariales, Sordariaceae. The transcript has 2 exons. The coding region runs from base 318 to 2657 and encodes 779 amino acids. The record is from RefSeq and is a predicted model, not a curated record.
CGACGUUGCUCUGUCUCUUCACUUUUCUUAUUCCUUCCAGGUUCCAAACGAGAGUUCGCGAGGGAAUCUUUCCCGAUGGCGCCCUGCGCUUGCUAGACGACCGAAUACCCCCUAUUCAGUUACGAAAUACGACGACAUCGAACAAAGAUACAACACUGCAUCCCUCGACCGCAUAGCCAACCCCCCUCCCCCGAGCCGAGAGGCGAGACACGAGACGCGCCGCGUUACCCAGCUGUCUGGGCUUAUUGCACCAUCUGAUACGCGCCCAGUAUAAGGACCGAGCCAAUUUCGCCCCAAUCACGCGACCCCUCAAACAAAUGGAAGAAGAAUCGAGAAUGGCGGACGUGGACAGGUUCAUGGACGAUGUGGCGGUGAUUGACGACAACAGCAGCAGCAAAGAGGAGGCGGACACCGCAGCGACAGGUAGUACGACCAACACCAACAACAACAAAAGCGGGGGCCUUGGAGCUGGAGCUGGUUUCUUGACCAAAACAAGAUCCCUUUCGGACGGCGGCGCAAAGGAAACACCAAAGCUCUCGCCAGCACCGCACAUCUUCUGCGAUCCGCGACGAAAGUCCCAGGAUGAUAUUGCCAUCCGGGAUAAAGAACGAGGGGCAGACGGCAACAGCGCUUUCUCUGCGCAACCAUCAACUCCCGUGCGCGCGGGGUUCGCAGUCAGAGGCCUAGCGCUGCAACUACCCCAGCUUCCACUUGGUGGUGAAGGUGAUGCGGCACUCCUUUCAGGUUAUGCACGUCUCCAACAGCCGCACGUGGAUAUCAACACCAACCUGAAUGCCACCACUCCACCGUUGGCGCUUUCACAAGCCCAUUCCCAGUCCCAGUUGCAGUCCCAUCAACCACCCCCAUCCCACCCUGCGGGAGCGCCCGCCUCCGCCUCCGCCUCCACCCCCUCCGCCUACGUCAAACCCGCCGCCCCUGCCCCGCUCUCACCAAAGCUUGACCAUUCUCACAUCUACGCCUCGCCCUCGCCCAACAUCCUGCCCCGUCGCUCACGCGGCCUCGACUUUAGCCGUGCAGCCACCACCCUCCACCAUUCCACCGUCGUCGACCAGGCCUCGCCCAGCUCUUCUCCCACCAUUGGGUCGAGGGCCAUGAACAUCCCCUCAGGUCCUGGUCGCUGGCCCUGCGACCAAGGCACCGCCAUGGAGCAGACGUCAAGCUCGCUGUGGUCCCUCAUGGCCAACAACCGCGGCCACCACGAGCGUGGGCAUGUCUCCAGCUCCCUGGGCAGUCAGGCUCCCCAUGCCCUACUCACCGACACCUCGUCUAGCUCGGACGACGACGACCUUAUGGACGAGGACAUGGAGGAGCCCAUUGUCACCACGCCCUCGGCAAACAAGAUGGCCAUGGGCGGGCAGCACCCAUGGAUGCCUGGUGGCAGCUCGCCAGCAGUCAACAAUCUACUAAGUUUCCAGCAGCGUCAGCGCAGGAAGCAGCCAAAGAGCCGGAAACACAAGACACCGCUGGGUUUGGGCUUCCAUCCCACCACUCCCAUGGGUGCGGCCAUGUCCAUGUCUCCGCCACAAGGCUUGGACGGCCCGCAGCCGAGGAGGGAGAGCAUCAGCUGGGCGGCCAAUCAGCUACACAUCUCCGGCAGUGAGAGCGACGAUCCUAGCAGGCAGCUUGAAGCGGUCGACAGCCCGUCCCGACCAGGGGUCAUUCGGCGGACUGUGACCCGUCAUAGGGGAAACUUGCUGCCCAAGACCAAGGGUUUUGCCCGCAUCCGCGCUGCCCUUCUCGAGGAGAGCGCACCUAUCGAUGCCGAAGUCAAGCGUGAAGCCGAAGUUGUCCGACAAGUACGGGAGAGCGACAUGGAUCUAGAACCCAGGUUACCAAUCUCCGCUUUAACGAGUCCGAACCUGAUGCCGACCCAUGACAGCAUGGACGAUGUCGACGCGAUGAUGAUGGACUCGAAUGGAAGCAGCAGUGGCAACGGCAACACCACGCCUGGUGGCAUUCCCGGUGGCAUACCUGGCAGCAGUAGCUUCAAACAGCAGGUCCUAAAGAACUCCAAGGGCAAGAUGUUUUGGGACACGUUUUCGGAGAGUGGGGCAAGCAGCAACGGGAUGCGAACACCGCCAAAUUUUGGACUGCCGAGGGGCUCAUCAUCAGCCAUGAGCAUGGACGAUAUGAGCAUGGACUCGCCGUCUUCUCGAUCCGAGAGCCAACUGAGGCAAGGCCCCACGCCUUUUGUUCUGCCGCCAUCCGGAAAUCCGCCAACAACUUCAUCAUCUUCAUCUACCACAUUAGCCAGCACCAGCUUUCCGGGCGCCGCAAAUGGUGUUCCCACGGCAGCCGAAAUUACGCGCCGAAUCAACAACAAGCGACGCCGAGAUGACGACCUCGACCCGAUGAGUUUCAAACGACGAGCCGUCAGCCCCGGAAUGGGCUCACCAAUCUUGCAGAGCCCAAUGCAGAGGGACCUAGCACCCUGGGGCCCGAGUUCAUCACGGCCGGGUAGUGUCAAUGGGGACGGGGUUAGGCAACAACACGAAAAUCUCCAAAAUGGCGCUAUGAUGGUGGGAGGAGCUACUACACCAGUCCAUGGAAGACCCAGUUUCAGCACAGGCAAAAGGGUCGGGCUCCAAGGCAUGGUUGACACCAAUGAUGGGAUCACACGGCUCAGCAUUGAGUAAGCGAAUAACCGAUCUUGCUGACGCCAGGGUCCGCCAGAUUGAAGGAAAGAGAUUUACAAGAUAUGGAUACAAGCGACGCAACACACCCUAAAGGGUUAUGGCCGUGUGCAGAAAUAAGGCACGGAACACAAAAUACACGCAUGGAUUGAUGAACAAUUUUGGGAACAAGCAGCCCUGAGCAUAGCGCCCCAUAAUCAGCGUUCUGAAGCAGUUAACAUAGGACCUGCAGCCGAUCGACCGACUUGAGAAAACACAUCUUCUUUGGUCCUUUAACAAGGUAGGGACUCAAGAGACAGGGAGUAACAAGAAGAUCCCCGCGAAAUGGAACGGGGUUGUAUAAGUAUACAUAUGAUGCUCGGAAGGGAGCAUCGGUAUUUCUUUACCUGGAAGUCUGCCAGAAGUAUUACACUACGUUGUUUGAAGGCAGUUUAGACUUGCCCGGUUCUGGUGUGAAGCCCCAAGUCUAUCCAGUGGCUGGGUUGGAAUUUGAUAGCGCAUCAGUUCCAUUCUACUUAUUCAGGAGAGCAUAGGUAAUAAAGAGCCUCUCGAUGACAUCA